Molecule: messenger RNA, 3098 nt
Organism: Tinamus guttatus (white-throated tinamou)
Lineage: Eukaryota; Metazoa; Chordata; Aves; Tinamiformes; Tinamidae
Source: RefSeq, a predicted model, not a curated record
AUGCUGCACAGCAACGAGAUCAGCUCCAUCCCCGAUAAAGCGUUCUGCGACUUGCAUUCGUUACAGGUCAGAACUUCAUAUUCAACUAACACUGCAUUUAAAAAUAAUUCCUCCUAUUGGGAGAAGAGCUUGGCACGGUUGCAUAUGGACCACAAUAGGAUUGAAUUUGUGCAUCCCAAUGUUUUUUAUGGACUCACAUCACUGAGACUGGUCCAUUUGGAAGGAAAUUUGCUUAAGCAGCUUCACCCCGAUACUUUCAUCACCUUGCGCUAUAUUGAAAUAUUUAAAGUAUCGUCCAUAAAGCAUAUAUAUUUGUCCGACAAUUUGUUGACUUCACUACCACAAGAAAUGUUUUCCCACUUGUCUGAGCUGGAGAGCAUUUACCUUCACGGAAACCCUUGGGCCUGCGACUGCAACCUGCACUGGUUUGCAGAAUGGGCACAGGAGAGACCAGAUGUUAUAAAGUGCAAAAAAGACAGAAGCUUUUCUGGUGCUCAGCAAUGCCCAGCCUGCGCUAAGCCCCAAAACUGUACAGGGAAAAACUUAGUGCAUAUUCCAGCUGCAUCCUUAGUGUGCACUAAGCCAGACAUACAUCACUCCCUGAAGCUGAAAAACAUCCCAGUGCCAGAUGAUGGGGAUUUCAGUUCCUUAUCUCCCGAGGACUUCAUAGCUCCUAUAGGAUCCAUGGUUUUGAACAUGACCGACCAAGCAGGAAGUCGAGGUAACUUGGUUUGCAACAUCCAAAAACCUAAAGAAAUGUCUCCCGUCUCAUUUGACAAAGAUGGCAAUAAUACAGUACUCAAAGUAUCACUCUCAGCACUUCUUGUCUGUGACAUUAGUUAUGAAAAUAUUCAGCAGCUGUGGAGCAUUUUGGCCUUGUACAGCAAUUCUCCCCUUGAACUAGAAAGGACUAUCUUACCAACCAAAUACAAGCAGAUCCACUCAGAAAAGAAUGAACUUUUUACCAAUAUAGAAACUGAACUGAGAGCUGAACCAUCUUGGUUAAUGCAAAACAAAGUAGCAUUACAGCUAGACAGGACAGCAACCACACUUAACACAUUGCACAUCCAGUACUUCAGUGAUGCUCAGAUUAUUUUGCCCAGUGUUGACAAGAACCAAGUGAGAAACAGCUGGACAAUCAUCUCCAGGGACAACAAAACACAAACCCAGCACACUGUUGUAGUUGGGGGGACAGUGGAACUAGAGUGCCGAGCACUCGGAGAACCAGCUCCUGCAAUAGAGUGGAUACUGGCUGACGGGAGCAAAGUUAGAGCCCCUUACAUCAGCGAAGACGGAAGAAUCAUUGUAGUUAAAACUGGAACGUUUACAUUACGGACAGCUGACAGUUUUGAUACUGGACUUUAUCAUUGCAUAGGAACGAAUGAUGCUGAUGCAGAUAUUCUCACAUUUAGAAUUACUGUGGUUGACCCUUAUGAGGAACACACUCAGGUCAACGGAGCUCAACUUUCUACAUUUAUUGGUAGCGUACUCUACCUUCCUUGUCCAUCCGCUGCUGUUCCAGAUGCUUCCAUUAGUUGGGUGCUACCUGAGCAUGUGAUUCUUCAUCAUUCUGUAAGAGACAAACAUAUUUUUGAAAACGGUACCUUGAAAAUUCAAAGUGUGACCCAGCAAGACAGUGGCUACUUUAGAUGUGUUGCAGCCAACCAAUACGGUGUCGAUCUUCUGGUAUUUCAAGUGCAUGUCAAAACGGAUGAAACCAAGCUGCAGAAAAUGCAUUCAGCUGUGGGAGAAGGGGAAGUGGAAGAGGGCUCUGGCAAUGUAAUGCUUGCCCCCAUUGCAAGACGUAAAAAUUCCUUGGCUUCCCUGGCUACCUCGACAGCUCCUCGGGAGUCUGCAACUCCAGCCCCUGAAGAGCAGACCUUGCAGAGUGCAAGAAAGAAGAGCUUUGGGAAAACGACUUACCGGCGCCACAGGGACAAAGCAAGCAGGAGGCUCAGAGGACACAGGAGACAGUUCAUUUCCUCAGCCAGGAGAGUUGAUCCACAGCGCUGGGCAGCCUUGCUGGAAAAAACAAAGAGGAAUUCGACACUGACAGAAAAACAAACAGUGCUUGCAACAAACCUACCUAUUCAAGCCCUUAUGUCCUCCAACAUAUCUGAGGAUGAAGAAACAUCUGGAGAACCCACAUCUCCGGAACUAGAGUCUAUGACACUGGCAACGCAGACACCCUCUGUAUCUCCCCUGGGAAAAGCAAUGGAAAACAUGGCAACUGCAGAGCUCCCGACUGCCACAAGCAACAUUCCUGCAGGGAAAACCUCUGUCUGGGCUGCAGGUGCAGUAACUCCACCAGCUCCUCCAUUUCAACAAUCUGUCUCACCUGACACCAGAAAGCCACAAAUAUAUCUAAAACCUACAGUCACAAACCCCAAAUCACAGGAAAGAUCUGACUUAAGUCAAAUACCAGUAAAUGGUAUGGAACAAUCAACUGUAUCAUAUGGAGCAAGUAGAACAUCAACAGUCUUCAAUGCUGGGCACAGAUUGGUAUCUUCUGAGGAAAAUAACAGCCAAUAUUUAAAAUUCGUAUCUGUGACACCCAUGGCAAGUGCUGUUGCCACCAGCAAGCAUGUAACUCCUACCAAACCAGCAGAAAAGCUGCUUGUUUUUGCGGAGUCUAUUGACAAAACCUUGACCAGAGCAGAUCCUCAGGCGUCUGCAGUGACAGUCAGUGAACCAGCCAAGGAGUUGGGUUACAUUUACCUUCACAGCACUCAGAAACUCGUAACUCCUAAGCUACCGGGCUCAGCUAACGUUACACAUCAGCAAGUCCAGCGUUUUGGAGACGUUACUCAUACACCCCAGGUCCGGCAGCAACACGGGAGGCGGAGGAAGGUUUCUGUUAGGAGACGCAUCAUCAGACCAGACCGAAUCCCAGGCCUGAACGAGCACAGAUACAGCCUGGGGAGCCCAGGCUCUACCAGAGGAAGAGCAGCUGCCGUUCCAGAUGGCCAAUUAGAGCACCCAGUGGAUGCUCACAGAAACACAGCACUUCUGAAAGAGAAAAGUGAACUUACGGCAAGACAAGAAGCAGCUUCUACAGUUGUGCCAUUCAUUGCAGAAGACACGCGGGCUGAUUCUCA